Auanema sp. JU1783 is the source of this 828-nucleotide messenger RNA. Lineage: Eukaryota; Metazoa; Nematoda; Chromadorea; Rhabditida; Rhabditidae. The record is from the annotation of a GenBank genome assembly.
AUGAAAGCAAGAACCUCUAACGCCGCUGUGCUGGAACAAGCUUGGAAGAACUCUAGGAAAUCGAACUCUUUCAAACACGGUGGUUAUGACUUCGAGGUUGUAGAAGAUCACAUUUUGGAGUCGAUGUGUAGACAUAACGAAGACGCUUCUUCCUGCUCAAAAUGUCUUUUUGCUAAUACCUUGUCCUUACCCGAACUACCUGAAAUGGUGUUUCCUCAUAACCAACUUGUCAUAUCCUUUUCAAAAUUUCCAGGAUCUUGUAUUCGUUUUAAUGCGCUUGAUGCUCUCAAGCUUGUAUGCCCCGACAAGGUGCCAGAUAUUCAAGUCGCUCCUUCGGUUGUUUGGCAAGAGUCGAGAAAAGAGUUGCAAAUGAAUGGUCAAGCCGAGCCAUAUGAUUGGACUUUCACAACUAAAUAUUCUGGAACCGUAGAAAAUUGCAAACUUGAACCAAGUGAAGAAACGAUUGAUAUGGAGAGGUUGAAGCGCCAGGAUCCAAUUGCGUUUUAUGGUUUCGUCACAUUGUAUGAAGAUGAGCUUGCUGAUCAUGGAUGUGCCAAAAUGGAAGUGAGGAUACGCGUCAUGCCAACUUACUUCUUUGUUCUAGUUCGUUUUUACCUCCGUGUGGAUCGAGUAUUAAUUAGGGUGUGCGACACUCGCCUAGUCGGUGAUAAUCAUGCCAACUAUAUGAUUAGAGAAUGGAGUUUACGAGAAGCGAAAUAUGAAGAAGUUGCUCAUCUGCCUUCCAAUGUUUUACUUGAUGGUAACCAAGUGUGGCAGUAUUUACCAGUAAAAGAACAAGAAAUUGUAAAAAUUAUUCCGAAUGCUUAA